AGAGGGCAAUGCGGCGGGGGAGACGGGGCAGGCCCCACCUCCUUUGUCCGCCCUGCCCUCCCAUUGGCCGGGGCCGGGGGCAGGGGGCGGAGACCAGCCAGGGGGCAGAGACCAGCCCGCGAGCCAAGCGGUGCGGCUCUCUCAGGGCGAAGGCUGCACGCGCUCGGCGGGGCCGGUGCGCUGCACUGAAGUCCAGCUCGGGCUGCCAGCCCCCAGCCCGCCGGUGCCAUGGACGGCCUGCGUCAGCGCUUCGAGCGCCUUCUGGAACAGAGGAACUUGGCCACGGAAGCACUAGGGGCGCUCGAAGCAAAGACCGGUGUCGACAAGCGGUACUUAGCCGCGGGAGCCAUCACUCUGCUAAGCCUGUAUCUUCUGUUCGGUUACGGGGCAUCUCUACUGUGCAAUCUCAUCGGCUUUGUGUACCCCGCAUAUGCUUCGAUCAAAGCAAUCGAGAGUCCAAGCAAGGAGGACGACACUGUAUGGCUCACCUACUGGGUAGUGUACAGCCUAUUCGGGCUUGCCGAAUUCUUCAGCGAUCUACUCCUGUCCUGGUUCCCUUUCUACUACGUGGGCAAGUGCGCCUUCCUGUUGUUCUGCAUGAUUCCCGGGCCGUGGAACGGGGCUCGCAUGUUGUAUCGCCGCGUCAUACGUCCGCUGUUUCUAAAACAUCACGAGGCCGUGGACAGCAUUAUGAGAGACCUCAGCGGGCGAGCCCUGGACGUGGCAGCAGGAAUAACCCGGGACGCCUUCAUCCCACUCUCCAGCAGUUGAGCACAACCCCAGGGCCUGAGAGCCUGGCCAGAUCUACCUCACCCCAAGGCUCUUUCUCUGCAGCCAAAGUAAGCGUAACCCAGCUCCAGCAGGACAAGUGAAGUCCCUGCCCAGCCCUCGAGCAGGCCUGCUGAACAGACAACUAAAAGGCACAUUGCAUCCCAAGUCCUCCACGGAUCCCUCGACUAACUCUGCAGCACAGACCGCCACUGUUCCGUCAGCUCCUGGGAGCACCUCACGUACCACCUUGGGCCAGUCCCGGGCCACAGGUGCUGCCAGUGGCUCCAAGCUGCCUGGCAAGUCCCAGGCCCAGCCUGGGUUAAAAGCCAAUUCCUCCAGCCAGCCCCAGGCCCCUGGCCAGCAGCACUCCCGGCCAUCUGUCUCUUCCUUGGGGCCCUCCCAGCCAGCCCACCGAUUAUCAGGCUCCUCAAAGCGAUUAUCAGUCUCCUCAAAGCGAUCACCAGGCUCCUCGCAGCGAUCACCAGGCUCCCCGCAGCAAUCACCAGGCUCCUCGCAGCAGCCCAGCACCCCCUCCAGUCAGGGCACCCCCACUGUGCCGUGUCCCAGUGGUACCAACAUCUCCAUGCAGCUCCCCCAAAAGACCUCCAAUGGACCAGAGGAGCUGGCCCCCAAGGCCUCCAAGUCUAGCGAUCAUCAGCAGAAAGGGUCCCCAACGCAAGCCCCAACCAGCACCUCCGUUCCUGAGCUUCCUGUCGCCUGCCAAUCUGAGUCCUCUCUGGAUUUCACCUCAGAGUCCACCACUGAAGUCACCUGCAGCUGGCCCCACCACUGCCCCUGGCUCCAGUACCUACACUGCUGGCGGAUGAAACACCUGGCCUGCUAGGGGAGGGCUCAAUAAAGCACAUCUGGCCAA
Molecule: messenger RNA, 1645 nt
Organism: Phyllostomus discolor (pale spear-nosed bat)
Lineage: Eukaryota; Metazoa; Chordata; Mammalia; Chiroptera; Phyllostomidae
Gene: REEP6
Product: receptor accessory protein 6
Exons: 5
Coding region: 229-771 (180 amino acids)
Source: RefSeq, a predicted model, not a curated record